Talpa occidentalis (Iberian mole) is the source of this 3332-nucleotide messenger RNA. RefSeq names its product CD48 antigen-like. The coding region runs from base 50 to 1123 and encodes 357 amino acids. NCBI's taxonomy places the organism in Eukaryota, Metazoa, Chordata, Mammalia, Eulipotyphla, Talpidae. The transcript has 6 exons. The record is from RefSeq and is a predicted model, not a curated record.
GGGCGGGGCAGAGGAGGAGCCACCAUCAAAACUAGCUCCUGCCGCUGUCAUGGACUCCUCACGCAGCAGCAGCUGGUUCCCCACCCAGACCCUGGUGCUCCUUCUCUCUAUUUCUUUGCCAGGUUCCCAGACAGCCGAAGACCCCAGCUUUCCCUCCACACUGGAAAAAGCUGUUGGGGAGUCUGUCCAGCUGCCACUGAACUGCUCCUCAUGCCCUGACAUUCGGGAGAUUGAGUGGACCUGGGGUCAUGGGGACAAAGAAGGACAGUUUCUGGUGUCCUGGAGGCCUAAUACCUCUGCUCCUGAAUGGUAUAAAAUUGAAGAAAAAUACAAGAGCAGGCUCUUCCUGACAGAGAUGGGCUUCUUGACCAUCACAGAUCUCACAACGGAAAUGAGUGGAAUAUAUACAGCGAAAACCAAAUUCCACUCAGGAGCAUCCCAGAAGAAAGCCUUCAGACUCUGUGUAUAUGAGCCUGUCCCCCACCCACAGAUUCUGAUCCAUUCAUCAGCCCACACAUCAGGCUGGUGCAAGGUCAGCCUGGAGUGUGGGGUCCCUGGGGUCACAGAGCACCUGACAGUGGCCUGGGAGAGCCAGGACCUGCCCUGGGAGCUGGAGCAGAGUGGGCCACUGGGACUGGCACCCAAGCCCUGGAAUCUAAGCCUGACCCUGCUCCUGAACCAGACCAACACCAGCCUCACCUGUGUGGUCAGCAACCCGGUGGACAGGAAGAAUGUGACCUUGCACCUGGACAGCAUCUGCCUACCGGGGGGCUCUGUUCAGAGAAAAUGGAUCUGGAGCAGCAUCCUUCCCAUGGUUCUGAUGUUGAUGCUGAUCCUGGGGGCUGGAGUGUGGGUCUGGGUGAGGAUGAAGAGGAAGACUGGGAAAAGGGCAUCCUGGGCAGCUGCUCCUCAGGCCCUUCCCCCAGGAGAACCUGCUGAGCUGCCCGAGUACGACGUCUACAGCAAUGCAGAGGCCAAGUAUUCGAAGGUCAGCCCCCUGAGACAGCCCCAGAAAGACCUACAGAAGGACACCUGCCGUGCACGGAGCCCCAGAGAUUCUACAGCAGUCUGCACUGUCUAUGAGAAGAUCCGGGCAAGCCCAGAACCCCAGGGGAGUCCCUAGACCAUGAAGAUAUGGGGGUCAGUGAAGGGUCUUGGCAAAUUAAGUCCCACAGCAUUCUGUAGCCCAAGGUCCCCAGAGAACUCUCCUUAAGAUACAACAGGGGCUGGACCCCAAGUCUUUCUGACUCAUGCUUUUGAGCUAGCAGUUCCCUUGGGCCCCCACCACCAUUUUCCCACUGUAAAGGCUAUGAGCAGUGACUCUGUGUAGGGUAAAUAAAAAGCAUCAGGCUUUUCCACCCUCCUGCCAUUAGACUAAAUGCAUGCCUGAUGAUGGAGUAGGGUGUGGGCAUACAUAGGUGGAUACACCUGGGCUAAGACUGGGCUUAUAAGGGCAGCAUCAUGAGAACAUCACGAGAGCAAAAGAGAAGACCAGCAGAGCAGCAGAGGUCACGAGAGAAUGCCUGUAGGGUAAGUGAAAAAGUAUCAGGCUUUUCUGCUCUCCCGCCAUCAGGAUAGAUGACGGAACCCUGUGGUCCUGAAUGCAUGCCUGAUGGCGGGCACCUGGAGUAGGGUGUGAGCAGAUGUAGACGGGAUUCACCUGGGCUAAGACUGGGCUUAUAAGGGUGGCAUCACAGGGAUGCCAGAGGAAGAGCAGAAACCAGAGAGAAUGAAAGAACAGAGAAAAGAGAGAAGCAGAGGCCACAAGAAAAUCCGGAGAGCCCAGACAGAGUAAAGACUUGCUGGGGGCUGGGAGGCCUGCCAGCCUCCCGGCUUCCCAACACCUCUACCUGCUGUGUACCUGAUGAAUCCCAAAAAAAGCCUGAAAAAGCCAUAUAGGGCUCCAGGACUUCUCCUUUACCUGUCUGCUAGGAUCAUAGAGAUCCUGCUCCCUGUCCUCCUGCCAUUACAGUGCCGGAGAGCCCAGAAAGAGUGAAGACUCACCAGGGGCUGUGAGGGCAGCCAGCCUCUCAGUCUGCAGGCACCCCUGCCUGCCAUGUGCCUGGUAAACUCAAUGAAAGCCUGAAAAAGCCACUGAGGGCUCCAGGACUCUGCUCCUUCACCCUUCUGCUUGGGUCAUAGAGAUCCUGCCAUGUGGCCAUCCUGCCACUAUACUCUGCUUCUUGAACAUCUGAGUAUGACAGGGGAACCCUUCAUCCAAGAAUGAAAUGUUAAUUUUAUUGUUUCUCCUUUAUCAUCUGUGAUGUCACAAGGUUUUCUCUUUUUUUAUUUAUUAACAAUACAGUCAUUUGAAACUGAGUUAUCCUUACAUUAUUGGAAUAAAUCCCAGUCAAUGCAUUAUCCUUUUAAUGUGCUACUCUUUGAAAAUAUUUUUAUUUGGGAUUAUUGCAUCGCUAGUCAAAAAUGCAAUUCUCCUGUAUUUUUUGUUUUUCUUUGAAAGUUUGGUAUUUGUGUUGUACAUAUGAAAGAUUCCUUUUAUCCUCACUAAUAAUUCAAGAAUUUUUUGAUAGACUAAAAGUUUCCUUUUAAAGAAAAGAAUUCCCAUUUACCAGUGUUUUUAUUAUGUUACUUAAAGUUAUAUGAACAUGAAACUAUGUAUGAACAUGAACCUAUAUAUGGCUUUUAUAAGUAAACCAAAAAUAAAUACAUAUAAAGAUAAUAGUAAAACAAAGAAGCAAUGGUUAUUCAAACUGAUAUUCAAUCUUACAAACAAUGUAACUUGAUGGGUGUGUUUCUUUUGCUGACACUAAAUCAUAAUGUUGGGAUUAUUGGGAAAAAAUGUAUGUUCAGAUCAGGUUGUAUUUUUUUUUUAAUUUAUUUUUAUACAAGAACCGGGGUACAGGCCAGAUGUGUGGGAGGGUGAGAGGAUUCACCAGAGACAGCAGGGAAGAGAACAGGCAGACUGAUGAAAUACACUGCUGAAGGGAGUAGUGGAUGCGACAGGAGAGGUCUGCCGCGCCAUGUGGGACCCUCGCUGGCCAGCCAGGAUCAAACCGGUGCUGCAGAGGCUGCGACAGCUUCACAGCAAGGUGCUCAAAUGCCUGCGCCACCAGGAGAGGCCCUGUAUUUACUUAUUUUUAUAAUUGAAUAUACAGUGUUACUUUACAUGUUUAUUGACACUAUUCAAGGCUUUGUUAGUUCAAAACAGUCGACCACAUUGUAACAGCAGGAAGGCCAUGGAGCAGGAUCUCUAUGAUCUGAGCAGAUUGGGUAAGGAGAGUCCUGGAGCCCUCACUGGCUUUUGCAGUCUUUUACUGGGAUCUGCCAGGUACACGGCAGGCAGGGGUGCUGGGAAGCCAGGAGGCUGGCAG